CUGAUAGCAUUAGAAUGUGUUACUGUUAUGGCAGUUUUUGGCAUAAAAGAAGAAGAGCGUGUAUGUAUCGUAAUUGAGGAACGUUAAUACGUGUGUCUGCGUUUAUUGCAAAAACCUUACUUAGCUUUAGCUUAGUUGUUUAACCAUGUCUGUCUGUGAUUCACUGCUUUGGUCUAUAUUUGAUGUCGGCUUGUUCAGUUCACACACACAGAAAUAAAGCUGUCUUGCUUUUCUUUGCCCUCUGCUUUCUCUUUCUCUCUCUUUCUUUCUACUUUGAUCUCUGCUGCAUCAUCUGUUGUGCCACCUCAAUCCCCAGAAACAACAGUGCAUACCCAUUUCAUGCUUUUCUAUUUUGGUCACUUCUUCUCUAUGUUCUUUUGUCCACCCUCAUGAAUAUGUUGCCUGCAAGGUUUUCGCUUCUUGGAAAUCAUCACCUUCACUGCUUUUCCAUCCUCUCCUGAUGCGGCUUGUGGUUUUCACAUGUGUGUCUGGAAUCCUCGGAUGUUAAGCUGUUGAAUUUGGAGUUUGCAAUUAGUUGCAUUUGAGGGAAAGGGGUCAGCUUUUUUGUUGAUCCUUGUGUUCGUUUCUGGGGCAGUGCUGGAUGAAUUGAAGUUAUGAAAAAGCUGUGGAACAAGGGCAAAUCUUGGUGCUAGAAAAGGCCAUGUUGUGAAUUUCUUUUGGGUGAUUUUUUCAUUGGUCGUAAUGAAGGCUCCAUCCAAUAGUUUCUUGCCUAAUUCUGGCGAAGGGGAAAGGAAGAUGAUAAAUUCAGAGUUAUGGCAUGCUUGUGCUGGACCUUUGGUGUCUCUACCUCCUGUUGGAAGUCUUGUGGUGUACUUCCCCCAAGGACACAGCGAACAAGUUGCAGCUUCCAUGCAAAAGGAGACCGAUUUCAUUCCCAGUUACCCUAACCUUCCCUCCAAGUUGAUUUGCAUGCUUCACAAUGUUGCGUUGCAUGCUGAUCCUGAAACUGAUGAGGUCUAUGCACAGAUGACUCUUCAACCUGUAAACAAAUAUGAGAAAGAAGCAAUUCUGGCAUCAGACAUGGGUCUGAAACAAAACCGUCAACCUACUGAGUUCUUCUGCAAAACACUUACAGCUAGUGACACCAGCACUCAUGGUGGAUUUUCUGUGCCACGUAGAGCAGCUGAGAAAAUAUUCCCGACUCUGGACUAUUCAAUGCAACCUCCUGCUCAGGAGCUUGUAGCCAAGGAUUUGCAUGAUAAUACAUGGCCAUUUAGACAUAUUUAUAGGGGACAACCAAAGAGGCAUCUCUUAACUACAGGUUGGAGUGUAUUUGUAAGCACAAAAAGACUGCUUGCAGGAGAUUCUGUUCUUUUUAUCAGAGAUGAAAAGAAGCAUCUUCUUUUAGGUAUAAGGCGUGCUAACAGACAGCAACCAGCACUGUCUUCAUCAGUAAUAUCCAGUGACAGCAUGCAUAUUGGCAUCCUUGCUGCUGCUGCUCAUGCUGCUGCAAACAACAGCCCUUUCACUAUAUUUUACAAUCCAAGGGCAAGCCCCUCUGAAUUUGUUGUUCCACUGGCCAAGUACAACAAAGCCAUGUACACUCAAGUUUCUCUUGGAAUGAGAUUUAGAAUGAUGUUUGAAACUGAGGAAUCUGGAGUACGCAGAUAUAUGGGGACAAUAACUGGGAUCACUGACUUGGAUCCUGUCCGAUGGAAAAACUCACAAUGGCGCAAUAUUCAGGUUGGAUGGGAUGAAUCAACAGCUGGUGAGCGCCCCAGCAGAGUUUCAAUCUGGGAAAUAGAACCAGUAGUUACUCCUUUCUAUAUUUGUCCACCUCCAUUUUUUAGGCCCAAGUUCCCCAGGCAACCAGGAAUGCCAGAUGAGGAGUCAGAUAUGGAGAAUGCUUUCAAGAGAGGUAUGCCCUGGCUUGGAGAUGAGUUUGGCAUGAAGGAUGCAUCAAGUUCAAUCUUUCCUGGUUUUAGUUUAGUUCAGUGGAUGAGCAUGCAACCCAAUAAUCAGCUUUCAGCGGCUCAAUCAGGAUGUUACCCAUCCAUGCUUCCAUCUAAUACCCUUCAGGGUAACCUUCCCACCGAAGACCCAUCCAAGUUAUUGAACUUUCAAGCUCCUGUUCUCUCUUCCCCAACUCUUCAAUUAAACAAACCCAAUCUACCAAAUCAAAUCAACCAGUUGCAACAGCCCCCAGUGUCAUGGCCUCAGCAGCAACAGUUGCAGCAACAGCAGCAACAACAACAACAGCUGCAGCAGCAGCAGCAACAACAGCAGCUACAGCAACAACAACAGCUGCAGCAACAACAGCAGCAGCAACUACAGUCAUUAUUGCAAAUACCAAUGAACCAUCUCCAGCAGCAGAGGCAACAGCAGCUGCCUGAGCCACAGAACCUGCCAUUGCUGCAGCAAAUGCCUCAACAGCUAGGACAGCAGCCCCAGAAACAGCAACAGCAGAGUCAACAUGCUAGUCUUAUGAAUAAUGGGGUAGUUUCUUCUAACCAGAUUACAAGUCAGUUUGUACAACCACCAAUGGCAUAUGGUCAGCUUCAGCAGCAACAAUUACUCUCAGGAGGUAUCCAAACCCAGCAAGGUAUUCAGUCAGCUAGUAAGAAUACAUUCCCAUUGACAUCCUUACCGCAUGAUUCACAAUUUCAACAACAGAUAGACCAACAAGCUAACCUCUUACUGAGGCAACAACAACAACAACAACAGCAGACACAGUUGCAACAAUCUCCACUGCAGUUGUUGCAACAAAACCUGCCACAGAUAGCACCACAACAACAACCGCCUGCCACUCAAAUGUUACAGCAAAAUCCCUCAGAGCAACAACUCCACCUACAGUUUCUACAGAAAUUGCAGCACCAACAGCAACAGCAACUUCUUUCUACGUCCACCCCACUAUUGCAGCCUCAGCUUCUACCACAACAAAAUACUCACCAACAAAACCAGCAAUUACCACAGCCCCCACCACCUAUAUCACAUCACCAGCCUCAACAGCUUGUCAAUAAUGCAUGUUCAACAGAGAAGCUUCUCAGCAGCAACAACUUCUCUUCUUCAUCUCUUAUGCAAUCACAACAGAAUCCUAUGAGCCAAUCCCAGAAUACACAGAAAUCACUUACCACCACCAGAGCUCCCUCUACACUAACAGAUGGAGAUGCCCCAUCAUGCUCAACUUCUCCAUCUACUAAUAAUUGCCAGGUGUCUCCUCCAAACCUCCUGAAAAGAAAUCAGCAACUACCAGCCCCAUUAGGAGGGAGUUUGAUGGUAGAGCCCACUAGUAAUCUGUUACAGGAUCUUCACAGCAAGCCUGACGUGCAAAGCAAACAUGAGUUGCUCAAUCUAAAAGGACCUGACCAGUUGAAGUAUAAAGGGGCAAUCACCGAUCAGAUGGAAGCUUCUUCUUCUGGAACAUCUUACUGCCUUGAUCCUGGAAAUGUCCAACAGAACUUGCCACUUUCGAACUUCUGCAUGGAAGGGGAUGCCCAAUCACACCCAAGAAACAGUUUACCAUUUGACACUAAUCUGGAUGAUCUAACCCCUGAUACUAUGCUUUUAAGGGGAUAUGACUCUUCAAAAGAUCUUCAAAAUUUGUUGUCUAACUAUGUUGGUGCUCCUAGAGACAUUGAAACAGAGCUGUCAACUGCUGACCUCAGUUCCCAGUCGUUUGGAGUGCCAAACAUACCUUUCAAGCCUAGUUGCUCAAGUGAUGUUGUCAUCAACGAAACUGGUGUUCUGAAUAAUAGUGGCUUGCGGGGCAACCAACCUCCACGAAUGCGGACAUAUACUAAGGUUCAAAAGCGUGGCUCUGUUGGAAGAUGCAUUGAUGUUACCCGUUACAGGGGAUAUGAUGAACUUCGGUAUGAUUUGGCUAAAAUGUUUGGGAUUGAAGGGCAGCUAGAUCAUCAAAGGACUGACUGGAAAUUAGUAUAUGUGGAUCAUGAAAAUGACAUCCUUCUUGUUGGUGAUGACCCUUGGGAUGAAUUCGUAAGCUGUGUGCAGAGCAUAAAGAUAUUGUCACAUUCAGAAGUGCAGCAAAUGAGCUUGGAUGGGGAUUUAGGUGGUAAUGUUCCCAUCCCCAAUCAAGCUUGCAGUGGGACAGACAGUGGCAAUGCAUGGAGGGGACAAUAUGAAGAUAACUCAGCUGCCUCUUUUAAUAGGUAAGGAUGCUAAAUUCUGACACUCAGAGGUUUGGUGGAGAACCAAUAAAACAUGAAACUUUGGUUGGUUUGGUGCUUUCUCAAAUGGAAAGUAGACAUUCAUUCCUUAAAUGUAGCACCAGCAGAUUCCCUCUCUAUUGAUGCCAUGGAUCCUAUACCUUUCGAGUCGGCUUUUCUUGCGGAAGUCGGAUUAGAAUUUUGUUUUUUUUUCUUUUCAAUUUUUGCCAGGUACAGCAGAAUAGCCAGCUAGUGUAUAAUUAGUGUAAACAUUAGUUUUUACUUGUCUCUUGUAAAUCUUGUUAUGGUUAAAGUUUUAUACGGAAGUUUGAUGUCUAUCUAAGUGAUGGCUCAGCAGAUAAUUGUGAAUGCGUGCCAAUUCUAGGUGUUACGCUGGCCAUUAUGGAUGAAGAAAAGUUCAGUCUCAUUUUGAACUCUUCAA
Messenger RNA from Vigna unguiculata (cowpea), 4569 nucleotides. RefSeq names its product auxin response factor 19-like. Lineage: Eukaryota; Viridiplantae; Streptophyta; Magnoliopsida; Fabales; Fabaceae. Gene Ontology annotation, cellular component: nucleus. Gene Ontology annotation, biological process: response to hormone; regulation of DNA-templated transcription. The record is from RefSeq and is a predicted model, not a curated record. Gene Ontology annotation, molecular function: DNA binding.